CCUCGUAAUAAUACAGCAAAUCUCACAAAGGUGAUAUUCAGAUUGUAAAGAAGGAUGAGUUUUCAACCAAGUGUAAUCAGACUGAUUUCCACCGGAUGGCUGGAGGGAGACAGGAGGAAUUCCGGACUUGGUUAGCAGAGGAGUGGGGUCGUACACUGGAGGAUAUUUUCCAUGAGCACAUGCAGGAGCUGAUCCUUAUGAAGUUUAUCUACACCAGCCAAUAUGAUAACUGCCUGACAUAGCGUAGGAUCUACUUACCGCCAUCUGCUCCAGAAGACCUUCUCCCACCUGGUUUCUUUAAAGGAACAUAUGGAAGCCACGGGCUGGAGAUAGUAAUGUUGAGCUUCCAUGGAACCCAUAUCAAAGUAACAAAAAUCACUGGAGACCCGAAUGUACCUGCUGGUCAGCUGACUUUGCACAUUGAUGUCACUCGGCCUGUCCUAUUUCCUGACGUCGAACAUCUUCGAAGUUUCGACAAGCUGUCUCAAAUUGUGCUGGAAGUUCACCAACAAGUGCAAUGUGACCAACAGAAUCAGGAGCACUGGCAUGACAGCUCUCAACAAAAUCCAAGCAGCUUGCAGCCUACAUGUAAUGGUGUCCAAGAACCAGAAGACCAAGAAAAGAAAGCUGCUGGGAUGAGCACAAUGCUUGAGACAGGGGAAUCAGAGGGAGCAACUGCAGGAGGGUCACCAGCACCGUCAGUGCCUGGGCAACCCUUUGUGCUACCUGUGGGAGUGAUGGCUCGAAAUGAAGUGUAUCCAAGAACAUGUAGGGCCUGUUUUUAUGGCACAGGCCUGAUCGCAGGUCAUGGAUUCACCAGCCCCGAAAGGACACCUGGGCUUUUUGUCCUAUUUGAUGAGCAAUGUUUUGGCUUCAUCUGGCUGGAUCUGAAAUCCUUCAGCUUGUACAGCAGGAUUGAAGACUCGCUAAGAGGCGCACAAGCUCCUUUCAGAGAAGCUUUCGAAUUGAUGCUCAAAAGUAUGCAAUCAUGGACGUCCUGACUAAUGUUCGUUCUCGGGGAACGAUGUGUUGCAUCUCUGAGAAAUCACAGUUGUGUGAAGCAGUCCCUCCCCAUGUACACUAAAGCAUGCACUUUGGAAAGAAAGCCUGGUGUUUGAAGUUGCCAGAACCACAUAUCGCCUGCUCCUCACCUUAACCCCCACCCUAUCUCACCUGAGCUACUACCCGAAGGUAAAAUUGCUGCAAUGGUUUCGUAAAAUGUUUUUCAGAGCUGCCUUCGUGGAUUGAGCAGAGAAAGCAAUGUAGAUGGGAGUGUGGAGAACACCAGUGCUCACUUUUGCAUUAGCAUGAAAGAUGGGAUGAAUGUUGAUUUGAAUGAAGCUUUGCUGUACUCUGAGCAAACGUUGAUGGUUCAUUGAGGGGUUCUGAGGGACUUUGUCUUUUAAUUUUGUUACAAAUAGUUAAACACCUUUACUUUGACUGUGUUUGGAGAGAGAGAGAAUGUCAAGGAAGUGAUGAUUUUUAUUUUUAAUGACACAAACAA
This is a messenger RNA of Chiloscyllium plagiosum (whitespotted bambooshark), 1504 nucleotides long. NCBI's taxonomy places the organism in Eukaryota, Metazoa, Chordata, Chondrichthyes, Orectolobiformes, Hemiscylliidae. The record is from RefSeq and is a predicted model, not a curated record.